Molecule: messenger RNA, 926 nt
Organism: Halichondria panicea
Lineage: Eukaryota; Metazoa; Porifera; Demospongiae; Suberitida; Halichondriidae
Exons: 2
Coding region: 83-772 (229 amino acids)
Source: RefSeq, a predicted model, not a curated record
CCCCAUUACUAUUACAGAUCUACGUACAUGUGCCGACAAGAACAACAGUUUUAAUAAUAGCCAGACUAUAAAAACGCUAGCCAUGGCCUCAAAACUUGUUAGUACAGAACCUACCCAAAGGGAGACACCCUACCUUGUGGACAGUCAGUCAGAAGCAGCCCGCAGUGACCUAGAGAGUGCUUGCAGAACUCUAAUAUUCUCGUUCAUCAAAAUGAAAGACAGUGACCCAGGUUGUGAAGACAGCCAAGCCAUUCUCCAUCCAGGAAUACAGCGUGGGACCAACCUAGGAGCUUCCUCCUCCACAGAUAUAGCGAGUGAGGGGAGCAGUGUUGAUGUAACCGACUCUUCCGUUGAUUUGUUGACGAUGGAAAAUGAGGUCCACAUCUCUGAAGAUGGAGACGACAUAAGACGUCUAGUACCAACAUCACUGCCAAACGAACUGAGAGAGAAUUUAUCACAAAUCCAAUUGGAAGACUUGAAGAAGCUGUACGAUAUUGAAGCUGGAGCUAUAAAGAUUGAAAGCAAUGAACUCACAACUGUCGAGGUGGUCAUGUUACAUUUGAGAAGCUAUCGGAACAUUAUAAAAUAUGAAAUUUCAGAUAUGGAGGCGUUUAGAACGAGGUUUGUCGGCUUCUUUGGAAGUAUUCUCGCUGAUCUGGUGGCUGCCUUCUAUCCAAACAGAGGAGAGCAGAAUCUGGACGAACUGAUUUCUCAAGACUUUCAGAAAUUCCGAACCAAAUCCGAAUCAACCUCACGCAGUACAGCAGUAUAGUUUACACCACACACAAACAGCAACUGCAACAGCAAACUUUAAAAUCUGCAACUUUGUACCCUCAACUUUUUCUUUUGUUUAAUCACAUGCAUAACUCGGUUGUGCACUUUAUCUUGAUCUACUAUGCAGCCACUUGAAUGUACAUUUGAAAUUA